AUGCGUUGUCUUGCCAGCCUGGCCCUGGCCCUGCUCGCCCUGAAGGCUGCCCUCAUGCUGGCCCCGGCCCUCACCUUGCCAGUACCUGUUCCAAAGGCUGGCCGCUGUCCCCGGGUGCAGGCCCCGCUGGCCCCAAAGCUCUGCUUAGAGAGAAACAAGUGCUCCAGGGAUGACCAAUGUAUGGAGAACCGGAAGUGCUGCUUCAGCUCGUGUGCCAUGAGGUGUAUGGUCCCUGCCACAGGUCCAUGA
Molecule: messenger RNA, 249 nt
Organism: Lipotes vexillifer (Yangtze River dolphin)
Lineage: Eukaryota; Metazoa; Chordata; Mammalia; Artiodactyla; Lipotidae
Product: whey acidic protein-like
Exons: 3
Coding region: 1-249 (82 amino acids)
Cellular component (GO): extracellular region
Molecular function (GO): peptidase inhibitor activity
Source: RefSeq, a predicted model, not a curated record